CGGAGUAUAAAUUAAGUAAUAAACCUCCCAUUCUUGAAACCAUUUCACUCUUAGCUUCUCUCCUCUCUUUAUUCUUCUAAUAUAAAAGAUGGCCACUACUUCAAAUCCGGCCGUGAGUUGGUGUAUGAACGGUGGUGAUGAUUUUAGCUACGCCGACUUCUCCGAAAUCGACGGCGGCGAUCUUCUCAUGUCAUUUCUUGAUGAUACCCAUGUCGUGGCGGAGGAUUACGAUGAUGAAAGAUUGAAGGGUGUGAUCAAAUCGUUGGAAGCCGAAAUAGUCAACGUGGACAACGGUUUGUUUGAGGGUGGUCAACGGGGAAAGCCCCCCAAAGCCUCUCAACCGUCCGAUGCCGGUCAACUCCAUAGUCAAGAUCUUUCGAAGAUCAACGAUCUGGAUUUGGCAAUGAUGGAUAUGACGGGCAUGGAAAUGGAACCUCACUUCCCGACAACAAAUGAUGGCAUCAACGGUUGGUAUUUGGAACAGAAUUGCAGGAUUGAGAUGGACGGUGUGGAUGACGAAGAAUAUUGCAAUGGAGUUAAUUUUCAGGAGAUUAGUUAUCAUGGAUAUCUUUGGCCAGAAACAAAUGUCUCUGAUUUUUACCUUUGAGUAUCUGAGGCCAAACCAGAAUUGAUAUUUUUCUGAAUACGGUAGAUUUGUCUAUUUGAACUGAAUGGGGAAUGCAUUGAAAUUAAAAUCAAGCUAUUUGUUCCAAUGAAUAAAUAAUACUUCGUAUGAAUUUGUCUACUAUCAUGUGUACACUUGAUUUUCAAUAUUAAAAAGAAGAAGAAAACAAGUUGAGGUUUUUGGUAAAACAUUUGUAAAGCAUGCAAAAGCAAGGAAUCAAAUGUGCUCUUUAAUAGCCUAAUAUUAAAUUAGGAAUACUUUGUAUUUUUGGAAACUCUCUUUAUUAUAAAUAUAUCUGUCAGGUACCC
Messenger RNA from Cuscuta epithymum, 933 nucleotides. The record is from the annotation of a GenBank genome assembly. NCBI's taxonomy places the organism in Eukaryota, Viridiplantae, Streptophyta, Magnoliopsida, Solanales, Convolvulaceae.